UCUCAGGUUGAUGCAGUGUUCCCUCCCACAACUCUGACAUGUAUAUAAACUCUUAGCUCUGCAAAGCCCACUGCCAGUUCUCUUCGUGGACUAACUGCAACGGAGAGGAUCAAGAUGAUUCCCUUCUUACCCGUGUUUUCUCUUCUAUUGCUGUUUGUUGUUAACCCUGCAAACACCAAUGGUCAUUAUGACAAGAUCCUGGCUCAUAGUCGUAUAAGGGGCCGGGAUCAAGGCCCAAAUGUCUGUGCCCUUCAACAGAUUUUGGGUACCAAAAAGAAGUAUUUUAGCACUUGUAGGAACUGGUAUCAAGGUGCCAUCUGUGGAAAGAAAGCGACUGUGUUAUAUGAAUGUUGCCCUGGUUAUAUGAGAAUGGAAGGAAUGAGAGGCUGCCCUGCAGUCAUGCCCAUUGACCAUGUUUAUGGCACACUGGGCAUUGUGGGAGCCACCACAACACAGCGGUAUUCUGACGUCUCAAAACUGAGGGAGGAGAUCGAGGGAGAGGGAUCCUUCACUUACUUCGCACCGAGUAAUGAGGCUUGGGACAACUUGGAUUCUGAUAUCCGUAGAGGUUUGGAGAGCAAUGUGAAUGUUGAAUUACUGAAUGCUUUACAUAGCCACAUGGUUGAUAAGAGAAUGUUGACCAAGGACUUAAAAAAUGGCAUGAUUGUUCCUUCAAUGUAUAACAAUUUGGGGCUUUUCAUUAACCAUUAUCCUAAUGGGGUUGUCACUGUUAAUUGUGCUCGAAUCAUCCAUGGGAACCAGAUUGCAACAAAUGGUGUUGUCCAUGUCAUUGAUCGUGUCCUUACACAAAUUGGUAACUCAAUUCAAGACUUCAUUGAAGCCGAAGAUGAACUUUCAUCUUUUAGAGCAGCUGCCAUCACAUCGGACAUAUUGGAAUCCCUUGGAAGAGAAGGUCACUUCACACUCUUUGCUCCCACCAAUGAGGCUUUUGAGAGACUCCCACGAGGUGUUCUAGAAAGGAUCAUGGGAGAUAAAGUGGCUUCUGCAGCUCUCAUGAAGUACCACAUCUUAAAUACUCUCCAGUGUUCUGAGGCUAUUAUGGGAGGAGCAGUCUUUGAGACACUGGAAGGAAAUACAAUUGAGAUCGGAUGCGACGGUGACAGUAUAACAGUGAACGGAAUCAAAAUGGUGAACAAAAAGGAUAUUGUGACAAAUAACGGUGUGAUCCAUUUGAUUGAUCAGGUCCUCAUUCCUGAUUCUGCCAAACAAGUUAUGGAGCUGGCUGGAAAACAGCAAAGCACUUUCACGGAUCUCGUGGCCCAGUUAGGCUUGGCAUCCGCUCUGAAGCCAAAUGGAGAAUACACUUUGCUGGCACCUGUGAAUAAUGCAUUUUCUGAUGAUACUCUGAGCAUGGAUCAGCGCCUUCUUAAAUUAAUUCUGCAGAAUCACAUUUUGAAAGUAAAAGUUGGCCUUAAUGAGCUUUACAAUGGACAAAAACUGGAAACCAUGGGAGGCAAACAUCUCAGAGUCUUUGUAUAUCGGACAUCCGUCUGCGUUGAAAAUUCAUGCAUGGUGAGAGGAAGUAAGCUAGGGAGAAACGGCGCUAUUCACAUAUUUCGUGAGAUCAUCAAACCAGCAGAGAAAUCUCUCCAUGAAAAGUUAAGACAAGAUAAGCGCUUUAGCACCUUCCUUAGCCUACUCGAAGCUGCAGACUUGAAAGAGGUCCUGACACAACCUGGAGACUGGACAUUAUUUGUGCCAACCAAUGAUGCUUUUAAGGGAAUGACUAGUGAAGAAAAAGAAUUUCUGAUACGGGACAAAAAUGCACUUCAAAACAUCAUUCUUUAUCACCUGACACCAGGAAUUUUCAUUGGGAAAGGAUUUGAACCUGGUGUUACUAACAUUUUAAAGACCACACAAGGAAGCAAAAUCUUUCUGAAAGGAGCAAAUGAUACACUGCUGGUGAAUGAAUUGAAAUCAAAAGAAUCUGACAUCUUGACAACAAAUGGUGUAAUUCAUGUCGUAGAUAAGCUCCUCUAUCCAGCAGACAUACCUGUUGGAAAUGAUCGGCUGCUGGAAAUACUUAAUAAAUUAAUCAAACACAUCCAAAUUAAGUUUGUUCGUGGUAGUACCUUCAAAGAAAUCCCCAUGACUGUCUAUACAACUAAAAUUAUAACCAAAGUUGUGGAACCAAAAAUUAAAGUGAUUGAAAGUAGUCUUCAUCCUAUUAUCAAAACUGAAGGACCCACAAAAACAAAAGUCAAAAUUGAAGGUGAACCUGAAUUCAGACUGAUUAAAGAAGGUGAAACAAUAACUGAAGUGAUCCAUGGAGAGCCAGUUAUUAAGAAAUACACCAAAAUCAUUGAUGGAGUGCCUGUGGAAAUAACUGAAAAAGAGACACGAGAAGAACGAAUCAUUACAGGUCCUGAAAUAAAAUACACCAGGAUUUCUACUGGAGGUGGAGAAACAGAAGAAACUCUGAAGAAAUUGUUGCAAGAAGAGGUCACCAAGGUCACCAAAUUCAUUGAAGGUGGUGAUGAUCAUUUAUUUGAAGAGGACGAAAUUAAAAGACUGCUUCAGGGAGACACACCUGUGAGGAAGUUACAAGCCAACAAAAGAGUUCAAGGAUCUAGAAGACGAUCAAGGGAAGGUCAUUAUCAGUGAAAAUCCAGCCACCAGACAAAAAAAGCUUAUACAACCCUUAGUCAAUAAUCUGAUCUUAGAAAAUUGUAAGAGCCAUGUUGACUUCAGGAACUGAAGCAUCAGUGCCAAGAAGCAAUCAUCAAAUAAUUCUGAACACAAAUUUAUUUCUUUUUUUUUUUCUGAAUGAGAAAAUGAGGGAAAUUGUGGAGUUAGUCUCCUGUGGUAAAGGAACUGAAGGAAAUUACAUGCUUUUUCAUCUUGACGUUAAAAGUUCUGGCUAACUUUGGAUUCCAUCAGAGAAAAUCCUUGUAACCAAAUUCAUUACAAUUCAAAUAGAAGAGUGGUGAAGUGUUAUUACCUUGAGAAGACCGAGCCUUGUAUGUAUGCUAUGGAUACAUAAAGUGCAUGCAAGCAGUUACCUUUCCAUGGGAAACUAAGUUAUAAAAAUAGGUGCUCAGUAUACAACAAAACAUUUUACAUGGAAAGGCUUUGCACAUUUCUAUAAGAGUGAAUUUACUGGUAAACUAUGUUAUUUUUUUACAACUAAUUUUGUACUCUCAGAAUGUUUGUUGUAUGCUUCUUGCAGUGCAUACUUUUUAAUCUCAAACAUUUCAAUGAAACCAUUUUCAAGUAUAAAGAUACUUCAAAUCAGGUAAUUUAGAAAAACUCAAGAUUAAAGUUAAAAAGUGGUUUGGAUUUGGGAACAGAACCUUAUACCUCUUUUAUUGUAACAAGUACUCAUUAAAGGAAAUUGAAUAAAA
Saimiri boliviensis boliviensis (Bolivian squirrel monkey) is the source of this 3365-nucleotide messenger RNA. It is a transcript of the gene POSTN, whose product is annotated as periostin. Gene Ontology annotation, biological process: extracellular matrix organization; cell adhesion. The record is from RefSeq and is a predicted model, not a curated record. Gene Ontology annotation, molecular function: cell adhesion molecule binding. Gene Ontology annotation, cellular component: extracellular matrix. Lineage: Eukaryota; Metazoa; Chordata; Mammalia; Primates; Cebidae.